Molecule: messenger RNA, 1905 nt
Organism: Cercospora beticola
Lineage: Eukaryota; Fungi; Ascomycota; Dothideomycetes; Mycosphaerellales; Mycosphaerellaceae
Biological process (GO): fatty acid metabolic process
Molecular function (GO): medium-chain fatty acid-CoA ligase activity
Source: RefSeq, a predicted model, not a curated record
AUGCCUCGGACUCGACCUACUGUCCAAACAAUAUUUCGCGAGCUUGAACGCAUCUCAGUCAACUCGAGCAGAACAUAUGAGGCACCGCCUGGUGCGCCAGAUCCAGCGAAAGUACUGCCACUGUCUAUCUUGUUGAACCAACACUGGAAAAUGGAGAUACAAGGCGAAGAUCGGACACUUCAUGUGCCAGGUCAUCUUUCCUUGGAUUCACUUUCCUCGAACUCGGAUUGCCACAUAUUUCCUUGCCAUCCACUGUUCAACAAGCUGGUCAGAUAUGCACAUCAGCAACCACCACGAUUAUGCAUUCGAGAUGACAACACGGGCGUUGAAGCGACGCAUAUACAAUUACUGACAGAUGUUCUGGCCUUUCGGAAGCGAGUGUGGGCAAGUCUUGCAACAGACGCUCGGAAGGCACUGAAUGACAGAGACGAGGUGUACAUCGCGAUACUGGCACCAGGAGGAUACGAGUUCACGGUAGCAAUCCUGGCAGCCCUGGCGCUAGGAGCUGCUGUAGUUCCAAUGACAACAGCUUUACCGCCACAGGAAGCGUUGUACUUUGUCUCAAAAUCCAGAGCCGCAGCAAUCCUGGUAUCGGAAGGGGCGUUGCGUCUUGGCCUGUCCGUGGAAAAGCUUGUCAAGGACGACAAUCCCCAGAGCUGUUUUGUAUGCGUGCCUGUCGCGCCCUCGUUAUCGAACCCGCCGCUCCGACCGGGACAGAUCAUAGUCUCGUCGGACACCUUCCUAGACGACAAUGCUGCAGGAGUGGUGAUAUUCACUUCGGGAACUACAGGGCCCCCUAAAGGCGCCGUCAUGCGUCGUGCCUUUGUCCACGACGAAGCCAUGGGAGUCGUGGAUCAUUACCAUAUCACGAAGGACGAUGUGUUGUUACAUCUUCUACCAGUCCAUCAUGCAACAGGGAUUGGCAUGAUGUUCUUUCCGUUCCUGAUCGGCGGAGCAUUGCUUGAGUUCAAGAGCGGCUCUUUCAGUCCCGAGUGGCUGUGGGACCGUUGGCGACGGGGAGGCAUAACAUUCUUCUCUGGUGUCCCAACCAUAUACAUGAGACUUAUGAGACAUUUCCAGCAGAGCAUAGCAUCGCGACCCGACGCGCAACAGUAUAUCGACGGUGCUCGAGCGCUACGUGCCUGUAUCUGCGGGACCUCCGCCCUGCCCAAAAACAUUGCAGACUUCUGGACAGAGCUUCUAGGUCGCCAGAUCCUCUUGAGAUACGGCAUGACCGAAACGGGCGCGGUGUUCAGAGUUCGCAUGGGGGACGACAACGUGCCAGAUGGCUCCGUCGGCAACAUUUUUCCAGGCUGCGAUGUCCGACUGUCUGAAGGUGGCCAAGGAGAGAUCCUGGCCAAAAGCCCAGGAAUGUUCAGCAAAUUCCUGUUCGAUGCAGAGGCCACGAAAGCUGCACAUGACGCCGAUGGAUAUUACAAAACAGGUGAUAUAGCCAGGAGAGAGGGUGACUACUACUUCAUCCUUGGGCGAGCGUCCGUGGACAUCAUCAAAAGCGGUGGCUACAAAAUCAGCGCUCUCGACAUCGAGCGAGAGCUUCUGGCGUUGCCGUACGUCGCUGAAGCGAUGGUAGUCGGUGUUGAUGAUCAAGAAUUUGGCCAGCGAGUCGCGGCUGCGAUAGUGCUCAAGCAGGCAGCUGACAUCUCGCCCCAAGGAAUCGCAGACACGUCCAGGCUUGACAUCGAGAGAUUGCGUAACGAUCUCAGGGAGAGAAUGGCCGGCUACAAGCUGCCAACAGUGCUUAGGGUGCUCAACGAAGAGCUGCCGAAGUCUGCGACUGGCAAGGUAGUGAAGAAGACGCUCGGCCCACACUUCUUCCCGCCGGAGAAAUAUCACGAAAUGUCUGCUGUGCAAAUAUGGAGAUCGAAACGGACCACCAAGUUGUAA